Molecule: messenger RNA, 1437 nt
Organism: Trichoderma reesei QM6a
Lineage: Eukaryota; Fungi; Ascomycota; Sordariomycetes; Hypocreales; Hypocreaceae
Product: glycoside hydrolase family 72
Exons: 2
Coding region: 1-1437 (478 amino acids)
Biological process (GO): fungal-type cell wall (1->3)-beta-D-glucan biosynthetic process
Cellular component (GO): fungal-type cell wall; cytoplasm
Molecular function (GO): 1,3-beta-glucanosyltransferase activity
Source: RefSeq, a predicted model, not a curated record
AUGCAGAUGCAAACUGCUCUCGUGGCCCUGGCCGCCACCGCCGUGGGUGCCGUCAAGCCCCUCUCCAUCAAGGGAACCGACUUUGUCGACGCCAACGGCAACAAGUUCCAGCUCGUCGGCGUUGCCUACCAGCCCGGCGGCAGUGCAGGAUACAACCCUAAGAAGGGCAAGGAUCCUCUCAGCGACCCCGACACCUGCAUGCGUGACGCUGCCCUCCUGCAGGUCAUGGGCGUCAACGCUAUCCGCGUGUACAACCUGGACCCUAACCUGAACCACGACCAAUGCGCCAGUAUCUUCAACGCCGCUGGCAUGUACAUGAUCCUGGAUGUCAACUCUCCCCUGGUCGGCGAAGCUAUCACCUCGUUCGAGCCCUGGACGAGCUACUACGAGGCCUACUCCAACCGCACCUUUGCCAUUGCCGAGGCCUUCAGCAACUACCCCAACACCCUCAUGUACUUCUCCGGCAACGAGGUCAUCAACGAUGUGCCCACGGCCCAGUUCGUGCCUCCCUAUCUGCGCGCCGUCACGCGCGACCUGAAGAACUACAUCAAGAAGAACAUCAAGCGCCAGAUCCCCGUCGGCUACUCGGCCGCCGAUGUCCGCGAGGUCCUCUGGGACACCUGGAACUACAUGCAGUGCUCCGAGUCCGGCGACGACGGCGACAUGAGCCGCGCCGACGUCUUCGCCAUCAACUCGUACAGCUGGUGCGGCCCCGACGCCACGUACGAGAGCUCCUCCUAUGACGUCCUGACGGACAACUUCAAGAACACGUCCAUCCCCGUCUUCUUCAGCGAGUACGGCUGCAACACGCCCAUGCCGCGCUACUGGAACGAGACCCAGGCCAUCUACGGCUCCGACAUGACCCCCGUCUUCUCCGGCGGCGUCGUGUACGAGUACACCGAGGAGGAGAACCACUACGGCCUGGUCAACAUCACCGGCGACACGCUGCAGAUCACCGGCGACUACAACCGCCUCAAGGCCCAGCUGGCCAAGAUUGACUGGGAGAAGGUCCAGUCGCAAAAGGCCAGCGGCAAGGCCCCCGCCGCGCCCAAGUGCUCCUCCAAGCUGAUCCAGGUCAAGGGCUUUGACAGCAACUUUACCCUUCCCGUGCCUCCCCCUGGCGUCCAGGGCCUCAUCGACAACGGCAUCAAGAACAAGCCCAGCGGCUCGCUCGUCAAGAUCUCUGACUGGAGCGUCAAGCUCAACGUCAACGACGCCGACGGCAACAAGAUUACGAACCUCAAGGUCGUCCCCCUGAGCGAUGACGAGACCAACUGGAGCGGCAAGAACUCGGCCGAGACGGGCUCCGGCGACAAGGACUCCUCCACUAGCAGUGCGUCUAAGAGCGACAGCAAGGAUAAGGACAGCGCCGCUGCCUGGAUGCGCCCUGCUUCGAUUGUGCUGGCCCUGCCUCUGGUGGCCAUGCUCUUCAUUUAA